Molecule: messenger RNA, 2166 nt
Organism: Fomitopsis serialis
Lineage: Eukaryota; Fungi; Basidiomycota; Agaricomycetes; Polyporales; Fomitopsidaceae
Product: Nup85 nucleoporin-domain-containing protein
Exons: 10
Coding region: 1-2166 (721 amino acids)
Biological process (GO): positive regulation of DNA-templated transcription; mRNA export from nucleus; protein import into nucleus
Cellular component (GO): nuclear pore outer ring
Molecular function (GO): structural constituent of nuclear pore
Source: RefSeq, a predicted model, not a curated record
AUGCCAGUGCUACAACCGCCACUGUUCGAACAGGGCCGAAGCGACGACUUUGCGCGUUCAGGCAAAACCUUGUCGUUAUGUGCCUCGCCGCGCGACGACUCCGUGGCCGUAUUUGCGUCUGCGAGUGCAGAUGCGCGAAACCCUCGGGAGAGCAAGUCGUCCUCAUCACAGCGAAACAUCUACCUCGCGAGACCCCAUGAUGCCCCAACCUCCGAACGACGCAUUUUCGUCACCGAUACAUCUAUCAUCUUUGCCGCGGUGCAGAAACUACGAAACGACGCUCGCGCGCGAAACGUGGAUAUCUCCGAAGACGAUACCUGUGCGCGAGCAAUGAACAAGCUGACGCUCGACUACAUCAACUUCUGCAAAGAGUGUUGUGUGUAUUGCUCCCGUGAUCUGCCUCCAACAGAGCCUCUGCAGUUCAGCGCCGAACAUUACCGCAAGCUGUACACCUGCUUUUCCCUCUUUUCCAUGCUCUACGUGCCGGAGCCCGGCUACGAGAACGUUCCCGUGGGGGACGAGUUGAUGGAAUGGCUUAAUGUACAUUACGUAGAGCCGACGACCGAGGAAGGUGACCAUCUGAGCAGCCUCGAGCGGCCUUGGGAAGAUGAGACAUUUUGGCCGUACCUCACUCGAGCAACCAUUCGCGGUCUCUCCCGUGCCUCUGCAUUUUUCCUCGACGUCCUCUCCAACCACCCAUCUCCCUUCCUCCAAGAGCUCUCCAAACACCUCAUACCGCUCGUCACAAACCACCCUCGGCUACAUCAGUUCACCGCGGAGCGCGACUUCGCAAUCGCUGCGCGUCGCUGGCGUGAUAAGGUGAAGAGCGUGCGUCUCGAGCUGGAUCGCGUACCGGAGGACGCGCGAGAGGACGGCUUCGAGAAUUGGUGGGGCCGAGUCGACGAUAUCGUUGGCAUUCUCGAGGGCCGUGAAGACGUGGUCAAGCGAGUAUGCGUGGAUCUCGGAGGAGACUGGAAGGAGGUUUGUGCGGUGUGGUGCGUCUUCGUGAACACGCGCAUCCGCAGGGCAGAACUUCCUGACAUAGUUUCCGAUCUGCUGGAUGAAAUGCCGCCGGAUCCGACGAACUUGGAAGACGUGGUUCACUCGGCGAUGUUCCUCGGCAAGCCGACCAGUGUACUUGCGGAGGCGGCGCGACUUGACGUCUGGCUCGCCGCACAUCUCGGAGAUAUAAUGGAGUCGCUCGACCUGGUCGAUAAGGAACCCGACGAUUCCGAAUCGACCCUGCGCGAACACUACAUCAUCUCCUACUGCGAAUACAUGCGCUCGGACCCUGGGCUCUGGCGGAUCACUGUCGACUACCUGUGCACCUGCGGCGUGAUCGGACACCAGAUGGCGGAUGAGGUGCUGAUGAGAGUGCCCCUCAAACUGCAGCCUCCGAAAGGCGCCGUGGACGCAGACGAAGAGAGCGCACGAAUACGCUCCGGCACCCUCGCAGGCGUGCUGAAGGAGGUGAACGCCUCUUGCUACGAGCACAAGCGCGAGGCAGUCCGGCGGAUGGUGUGCAGAAUCGCUGCGCAGACGUUCAUGCGGGAGAACGAGUACGGCUUGGCUGUGUCUUAUUGUGUUUCUGCCGAGGACUGGGCUGGACUGGGCCGUACAGUUGAUCGCAUGCUCGAUGUUUACAUCACACAUGGACCACAACAAUACGCACGAUCAGUAGCGAAGAUCGCCCCCUCGUUGCAGACGCUGCGGUCGGAGUCGAAGGCGAAUGGCAUUUUCAUCUUCCGGCUGAUGUUUGCCGUGCGCUUUGCGGAGUUCCACCACAGACGGCUCAGUGGCGACCUGCAAAAAGCCGCGUUCGACCUUGUCUCGAUGCUGCAGGAAGAGAUCGCGCCCAAAUCGUGGUGGGCUGUCUUGCUCUCGGAUGCGGUAGAGCUGCUGCAAUGCAACGAAACCAUGCUGUUCACGUCUGUCGAUGCGACAUUACUCUUGCACCGUCUAGAGGAGAUCCAUAUCCGGUCCACACAAGGAUCUGCGGAUGAGUACCUCUCAAUCCUCGCCCGAACGACCAAAACAGGGGGAGAGGCGCAUGCGCUCCAACGGUUGCAGACCGUGCGUCUUGCACUAGCCAGAUAUUAUGCGAAGUGCGCCGUCAUAGGCGUCGGUGGAAGGACAGUGGUCGGGUCAGCGAAUACCCAGUACUGA